Messenger RNA from Alosa sapidissima (American shad), 1856 nucleotides. RefSeq lists its product as uncharacterized. The transcript is spliced from 11 exons. The record is from RefSeq and is a predicted model, not a curated record. Lineage: Eukaryota; Metazoa; Chordata; Actinopteri; Clupeiformes; Clupeidae. The coding region runs from base 109 to 1263 and encodes 384 amino acids.
GUCAAACUGCAACAGGAAGUAUAGUCCUACACGCAGCGAUAUGAGCGAUACUCGUCAUUCAUUGAUCGUUCUUGCUGUUCAGAACAUUCCUGAGUUAAAAACGAUAUAAUGUUGCGAAAAAGGACAGACGGUCAAGAGGGCGAUGGCAACGUUAAAACAGACAAAAAGAAGAAGGCGUCUCCAGGCGAAAGUAAAGUGUCGCAGCAUGCGAACGAGACGACGUGUUGGUCCACGUUGAUUCUGAUGGGAAAGAUUCUACUCCUCAUCAUCUUCGUUCCUCCCUUUCUAAACUAUGCCGCAUUGCAACGAGAGGGACAAAUGUUGUCACCGAAAGGUGGAGAGUCCUUUGAUAUUGGCUUAGGUCAAAAGAUCUACAUGGUGUGCAAGGGAAAAGGACAACCAGUUGUUAUGCUUGAUGCCCCAACUGGCAUGUCUUCAGACAUCUGGCACCAUGUGCAGGAGAGUCUAUCCGAGCUCACAAAGGUCUGCACCUAUGACCGGGUCGGCCUGGGCUUCAGCCGACGGGUGCUGCAGAACGAGACCGCCGGGAUGGAAAAAGUGUGGGGAGUGUCCACCACAGGCAGGAUGGUGGAUGACCUCCAUCGGCUGGUGAAGGUUGCCGAGAUCGCCACUCCCUUCAUCCUGGUGGGCUCGGAGCUGGGAUCUCUUAAUGGACGGUUCUACAGCCACAUCCACCACACGCAAGUGUCUGAUCUGGUGUUGAUCGAUCCCAUCCCAGAGGAUGUCUUUGAGGAGGAGCAGUGGCAGCAAUAUUGGUACUCUCAGCUGGUGCCCUCGCUGCAGAUGCUGCAGUUUGUGGCGGCGGCUGGCCUGAGUCGGGUGCUGAUCAUCUUGGGCCUGAUGAAGCCGGCGCUGCACGACCAGCACGUCUCUGAGGAGCUGCUGCAGAGACAGAAGUACCUUUUGAGUAACCCUGCCCACCAGAGUGGUGCUGUGGAUGAACACUUCUUCCUGAACGAGAGCGCUUCACAAGUCAGGGAGAUCUCCAAGUUUAAGCCCCUCUCCUCCAAGACGUCGGUGAGCGUGAUCACGGGAGACAUCUACGACGAGCAGCUGCCUGCUCACCUCAACCAGGUGGUGGCGGAGCUUCAGAAGCGCUUUGUGGAGCAGUCCUACCCCCAGGCUUCACGCAUCCACGUCCCUGGAGCCGACCGGCGCAUGCUCUACACCCAGCCGGCCGCCGUCAGCAAACAUCUGUGGAUGCUGGUGUCACGCCGGCAGUCCAGAAAACAGAGCCAGUGAAGUGCUCGGCGAUGGUGGGCCUGUGCCUUCCCAAGCCCAAGCCAUGACCUAGGUUUGGGCUGCCCAGGAGGAUGUGUUUGUGGACCAGAAACGGAUUCUGGGGAGGUAAACCACAGACUUACUGGCUAUAAAGGGUACCUGCUUGUUUGAAUUAGGAUUUUGAAGCUUUAAGGCUUGCUGUCAGUGGUGGUGGAUAUGUAAAUGUGAUUUUUUUCUUUUUCAUAUCUGUAAAUAAAGUUUUGCUGUUUUACAGUCAGCGUGAUUGAAGUGACUUGUUUAUUUUUGUGUCAUUUUUUUAAAUUUUUUAUUCCAGUUCAUUUUUUUGUUAUGAACAAAAAAGAGGACAACAAUCAUGAGAACUUAUCCUGAGGAUUGAAGUUUAAUUAUGACACCACAUCAAAAUAAAAAUUUCCAACAGUUCUGGAAUUUAAUUCCAUCCAUAUACAUGCAUAGCAACAAUGUAUUUUUUAAGAAAUAUUUUUUUUCUCCCAUAAGGACAUUGGAAUGAUCAUUGUACAGUACUAUUCCCAACCCACCCACACCCCUCCUUCCCAUUUAUGUUCGUCAACAUCAAUAAACGUACUUCUUUUAAA